Molecule: messenger RNA, 1280 nt
Organism: Pelagomonas calceolata
Lineage: Eukaryota; Pelagophyceae; Pelagomonadales; Pelagomonadaceae
Source: the annotation of a GenBank genome assembly
CGACCCGCUCUGGCUCGCGGCCGCGGACGCGGCGUCGGCCCUGGCCGACGAGCACGAGCGCGACCAGGCCGCGGCGGCGGCGCGCCGCCGGGCGGCCGCGGACGCUGCGCAGCGCGAGCGGGGCGCCUUCGCGGGCCUCGCGCCGGACUUCAAGCCCGCGUGCCAUUCCCAUACCAUCGUCGACGGGCGCUUCGUGCGCAUGGAGGCGACGACGCCGGCCAAGGUCCGCGACGCGCCGACGCCGCGCCGCGCGCCGCCGCAAAUCCCGCGCCUCGGCCCGCCGCGGCCCCGCUACGACCCCCGGACGAUGAUGCCGCUCGCGUCGCCGGCGCCGCGCCGCGUCGAUCCGCGCACGAUGCUUCCCCUGGCGGCCGCGCCGCCUCCAACGCCGCGCCGCCUGGUGCCGCCGACGCCGCGGCGCGUGGUUCCGCCGACGCCGCGCCGCCUGGUACCUCCGACGCCACGCCCGCGCGCGACGCUCCCCCUGGCCGCGCCGCCGCGGCCGACGGCGCCACCUGCGCCCCCGGCGCCGGUCGAGCCGGGGCGCGACGCGGCCGCGGCCGCGGCCUGGUCCGCGCUCGCGGCCGAGAACGACCACCUCCGCCGCGAGAACGACACGCUCCGCGGCGAGGUCGACGACCUGCGGCGCGCGGCGCAACCCGGCGGCGUGUCCUGUCUGCUCGCCGCCGCCGACGAGAUGGACGACGGCGUGUCGACGGCGGCUCUGACGCCGGCGGACCGCGUCAUCUCCAUCACGCGGCCGGCCGAGACGCCGUCGUCGAUCAGCGACUGCCUGACGCCGACGCAGACGCAAUCGCAGACGCCCGGCGGCUUCAGCGGCGGGAGCGCGCCGGGGCGCAUGGAGCGGCGGGUCGACGGCGACGAGGUGACUCCAGCGUGGCGGAGCCGCUCCGGCGAGCGCGCCGAGACGCAGGAGGAGACCUGCUCCGUCGACGCCGUCAUGGACAUGCCGCCGCCGGGCUACCGCAUCGCCGACUCGCCCGUCGCGCCGGCGCCGUCCCAAAAGAAGAAGAAGAAAAAGAAGGCAAAGCGCCGCCGGCCGCCGGACGAGGCGCGCCGCGCGUCGUCGGCGUCGGAUCCGGUGAAGCGCCCGCGCCGGUCCUGUACCGAGUCCUCCUGGGGCGCCAAGCCGGACUACGGCUGCGCCGCGUACGACGACAGAGUCGAUGCGGCGGUCCGCGCGGGCGCGGUCCUGUUCCCCAAGCGGUCGUGGUAGGCCUCCCCGAUCGUCCCUUCCCCUAUAAGCACUCGGCUUUCGA